AUGGAUGGUGUGUACCUGGGCUCUGUGCCUCCUGCCUGCGUCCGGCCGGGCGUCUGGCCGCCUGUGUCCUCCUCCCCCCCGCCGAAUCUUCGGGUCGCUGGACUCCGGUUCCGUUCCUGGCACCCCCGCAACACCCCCCCAGAACAGGGUCAUGAAAAGGAGAAAGGUUCCACCUUCCUGCAGCUGGGCUCGUCCACCGAGCAGCAGCUUCAGGUCAUCUUCGAGGUGCUGGAGGAAUACGACUGGACGUCCUUUGUAGCCGUCACCACGCGUGCCCCUGGCCACCGGGCCUUCCUGUCCUACAUCGAGGUGCUCACUGAUGGCAGCCUGGUGGGCUGGGAGCACCGUGGGGCAUUGACGCUGGACCCUGGGGCUGGCGAGGCCGUGCUGGGAGCCCAGCUCCGCAGUGUCAGUGCCCAGAUCCGCCUGCUCUUCUGUGCCCGUGAGGAGGCCGAGCCCGUGUUCCGGGCAGCCGAGGAGGCUGGCCUCACUGGGCCUGGCUACGUCUGGUUUAUGGUGGGGCCCCAGCUGGCUGGAGGCGGGGGCUCAGGUGCCCCCGGGGAGCCACCUCUUCUGCCAGGAGGCGCCCCACUGCCUGCUGGGCUGUUUGCAGUGCGCUCGGCAGGCUGGCGGGAUGACCUGGCCCGGCGUGUGGCAGCUGGUGUGGCCGUCGUGGCCAGAGGUGCCCAGGCCUUGCUGCGUGACUAUGGCUUCCUGCCUGAACUUGGCCAUGACUGUCGCGCCCAGAACCGCACCCAUCGAGGGGAGAGUCUACACAGGUACUUCAUGAAUAUCACCUGGGACAACCGGGACUACUCCUUCAAUGAGGACGGCUUCCUUGUGAACCCCUCCCUGGUGGUCAUCUCCCUUACCCGAGACAGGACGUGGGAGGUGGUGGGCAGCUGGGAGCAGCAGACUCUCCGCCUCAAGUACCCGCUGUGGUCGCGCUAUGGCCGCUUCCUACAGCCAGUGGAUGAUACGCAGCACCUCACGGUGGCCACGCUGGAAGAGCGGCCCUUCGUCAUCGUGGAGCCCGCCGACCCCAUCAGUGGCACUUGCAUCCGAGACUCUGUGCCCUGCCGGAGCCAGCUCAACCGCACCCACAGCCCUCCGCCCGACGCCCCCCGCCCGGAAAAGCGCUGCUGCAAGGGUUUCUGCAUCGACAUUCUGAAGCGGCUGGCGCAGACCAUCGGCUUCAGUUACGACCUCUACCUGGUCACCAACGGCAAGCACGGCAAAAAGAUAGACGGCGUCUGGAACGGCAUGAUCGGGGAGGUGUUCUACCAGCGCGCAGACAUGGCCAUUGGCUCCCUCACCAUCAACGAGGAGCGGUCCGAAAUCGUGGAUUUCUCUGUGCCCUUCGUAGAGACCGGCAUCAGCGUCAUGGUGGCGCGGAGCAAUGGCACAGUGUCGCCCUCAGCCUUCCUCGAGCCAUACAGCCCUGCCGUGUGGGUGAUGAUGUUCGUCAUGUGCCUCACUGUGGUCGCGGUCACUGUUUUCAUCUUCGAGUACCUCAGUCCCGUCGGCUACAACCGCAGCCUGGCCACGGGCAAACGCCCUGGUGGCUCAACCUUCACCAUUGGGAAAUCCAUCUGGCUGCUCUGGGCCCUGGUGUUCAAUAACUCGGUGCCUGUGGAGAACCCCCGGGGGACCACCAGCAAAAUCAUGGUGUUGGUGUGGGCCUUCUUCGCCGUCAUCUUCCUCGCCAGCUACACAGCCAACCUGGCCGCCUUCAUGAUCCAGGAGGAGUACGUGGACACCGUGUCUGGGCUCAGUGACCGAAAGUUCCAGCGGCCCCAGGAGCAGUACCCGCCCCUGAAGUUCGGGACGGUGCCCAACGGGUCCACGGAGAAGAACAUCCGCAGCAACUACCCCGACAUGCACAGUUACAUGGUGCGCUACAACCAGCCCCGCGUAGAGGAAGCGCUCACUCAGCUCAAGGCAGGGAAGCUGGACGCCUUCAUCUAUGACGCGGCUGUGCUCAACUACAUGGCCCGCAAAGAUGAGGGCUGCAAGCUCGUCACCAUUGGCUCGGGCAAGGUCUUUGCCACCACGGGCUAUGGCAUCGCCUUGCACAAGGGUUCCCGCUGGAAGCGGCCCAUUGAUCUGGCACUGCUGCAGUUCCUGGGGGAUGAUGAGAUCGAGAUGCUGGAACGGCUGUGGCUCUCCGGAAUCUGCCACAAUGACAAGAUCGAGGUUAUGAGCAGCAAGCUGGACAUCGACAACAUGGCAGGCGUCUUCUACAUGCUCCUGGUGGCCAUGGGCCUCUCUCUGCUGGUCUUCGCCUGGGAGCACCUGGUGUACUGGCGCCUGCGGCAUUGCCUGGGGCCUACCCACCGCAUGGAUUUCCUGCUGGCCUUUUCCAGGGGCAUGUACAGCUGCUGCAGCGCAGAGGCUGCGCCGCCGCCCGCCAAACCCCCGCCACCGCCGCAGCCGCUGCCCAGCCCUGCAUACCCAACGGCGAGGCCUCCGCCGGGCCCCGCGCCCUUCGUGCCGCGCGAGCGCGCAGCCGUGGACCGCUGGCGCCGCGCCAAAGGACACGCCCCCCAACGAAGCCCCGCCUCCACUGCCCCAGCGUUGAUCCCAACCUCCAUCAAGCCAAAACUUACCACCCUGUCGCAACUCACGACCAGCCCCAGGUGCCACCGGCCAUAUCCUCUCCAAAUCCAACCCUUUCAGUAAAGACGAAGCAGACCCUACCCCACCCCACCCCGCCCCAAAACCUCCACCUCCCAGAUCUCCAGCCGGGUCUGGAGCUGGGUUGUGGAAGGGAGGAGUCUGGGAGUCCACACUCACUACCAACCUCUUUUCCCUCUCUCCUGUACCACAUUGCAGUGUUUGGAAUAAACCCAUGUUUUUAUGCCUCCUCAA
Messenger RNA from Odocoileus virginianus texanus, 2871 nucleotides. The record is from RefSeq and is a predicted model, not a curated record. NCBI's taxonomy places the organism in Eukaryota, Metazoa, Chordata, Mammalia, Artiodactyla, Cervidae.